AUGUUGCUUGGCUCACAAAACAUAGGAAGCUCUUGUGUAUGCAACAUACUGUAUAAGCUACUGUCAUGUUCCCUUUUCAGCACAGGAUGUGAUGACUAUGGCAAUUCGCCUUUCAAAGUCAUCAUGCCUCUCUCUGAUGAUGAGCCUAUAUGCCCUAAAUUCCAAGCCAACAUCUUCGACCCCUCCCGCUGCCACGACUGCCUGCGUCAGAGGCACCUCCAUCAUGGCACAGACGACAACCCUGAGGUAGCCCCACAGAAGAAAUCAACCACAGACCCUGUCACCGGACCCAAACAUGGAAUGCUCUUAACGCCAAUACCCUCUCAGGCAGAGGAAAGGGAUACUAGCAGUAAGGAGGAUUCGGACCGUUUGUCAGUGGUGAGCAGCUAUUGUGACGUCGCUAGAGUCUGUCCAGGUCAUGUGGAGAGCUCUUUUUGUAUUCUGAGCCCAGACUGCGAGCUCUAUAUCUGUGACGGAGACGACGACAACAGCACUGACAGCUGUUCUGGCCAGAGUGACUACAAGGAGACCAGUGGCUCUGGCAGUGCAGAAGACGAAUACCCACCAUUGAGAAUGACUCGACUUGACCCGCCACCUCACCGACCAAACGCGCGGGCCUGGAUGGAUGAAGCUCACAACAGAGACAGCAGAGAUAGCUUCAGCAGGCGCUCAGGUCGGGGGUUUAAAGAACACACAGAGAAGCGUGAAAGCGGCUACUUCUCUUUGGGAAGGGCUACAGGUGCCCGUGCUACCGGCAAUAAUGGCCCACAAGCACCUUUUCGUCAUUUGGAGAGAGGGCAUCCGGUCUUUAGCAAUAAAAACUUUGAGCCUAAAGAUACCAUUCCCUUCAGAAAUCCUAAUCUUGGUUUGGCCUCUGAGAGGCAGGUACCUGAAGUUCUGGAUGAGGAGUUACCAGUGGAGAUACCUCCUCCUGACCCCUAUGACAUUGCGGUUGAGGUUGAAGCACAGGUUGGUGCUCGUUCACCAAGCCCGACUCCUUUUAAAAUUGCUGAGUCACUGGCCACUGUGGAACGCAAAGGUUUCCUCGGUUCUUAUGGUAGAGGAAAACCUUCUUUCAAUUCUUUCCACCAACAAUUGGGGCGCUUCGAUUCUUCAAGGCACGGCUCAACUCUGCAAUCUCGUUCUUCCUCACCGGCAUGUGAAAACAUUCAAUUAAGGAGAAGAGACUUUCUUUCCCCCACGAGAGGGCAUGCCAUGGAUAGAGUGCAGUCUCAAGGCACAGAUCUAAGACAAAGAGGCUCCCACGAAGGAUCACAGGGGCGACGUUUAGACUCUCGAACUUUGCCCAAAAACUUUAAAUCUCUUGCUGGGUCAGUGAAAACUCAAUCGAGUACAGUAUCAGAUUUUAGGAGUGCCUUACGAAAAGCAGAAACAAGUGGUUCUCCCACUGGUCGGCGUCAUGAAAGCAGGGCUUCAUCUCCCGGAAAAACAGCACUCCGCACAACUGUCAGUUCAUUACAUACACACGAUAGUCAUAAAAACUCUCCAUCUCGUAGAGCUUUUGAGAAUCACUUUGAAAGUCGUGGAUCUUCACCAACAAGAAGAAUUUACAGUUCUUCGGGCCAGUCUGUCCUUCGUAAAUCUGACUCAAUGACAUCACUGGAUGGAAGAAGUCAUCAUGGACGCUGUGGGUCUCCAAUAAGAGAAGGCUAUGACAUUGAAAGUCAGGCCCUCCUACGAAAUGGACUUAAUGGCCAAGAUCAUGAAUACCCUGAGAGCUCCCUCACUACACAUGGUCAUGACACACCGAGUCAACCAAAACAUCACAUGACAGGAUUUAUUAAUGGCAGUAGCAGUCAAGGCCAUUCUGAACGAAGAUCCUAUCAUACCACUGGUCAGUAUCCACUUAGAAAAACAGCCAGCAGUACUUCCUUUAAUGGUCGUGAAAGUCGAAAUUCCUCUCCUUCAAGGAGAAGUUAUGAAGAUCCCAGCAAGUCCGAAGUGAAAAGCCAUAGCUCUUUGCCUUUUAGGCGAAACCACAGUAGCCCACACCAAAAUUCACUUCGUAAAAGUGAAUUUAGCAGUUCUUUCAAGCGAAAUAAUCACAACAGCCGUAAUUCUUCCCCAUCUAGAAAUGCCACCAGUGACUUUCCAGGCUACUCAGUCCUCAGAAAUGCCACCAAUGGAGAGGGUGGCCAUUCAUUUCAGAGAAAAAACCACUACAGCGACUUCAAAUAUGCCACUGAUCGCUCACCACGCUCAUGGCGGGGCUCGACAAAUUCCCUGCGCAGCUCCUCGCUAUCCCGUGCUGCUUCUCCCACCAUUCAGAAUACUAAAGUUAACAGAAAAGCUUCUGGCUCCUUGCAAACUCCUAGAAGUCCUGCUGGUGCUCGAUCUAGGGUUGGAAGAAACGGCCUUGAAGAUCAUCGCUACUCUUCACCUAAUGAUAAAAGACCUCAUCUUGUUCGGAGCCAUUCACCUACAACUCAGUUGAAAACUCAAAGUCAUACCUUAUCACAGAGUUCAAUGGAUUCCUCUGAGUCUGUGGCAUCCACUGGAAGAAACAAGGAGAUAUAUUCCACGAUGGCUGAUCUACCCAAGGUCAAAAUUAUCCAUCAGAGAGAUGACCACGGCUACAUGGAGAGACCUUCGAAUCGCCAGCGUGCCCGGAGACAAGAACUCUUCAAACCAGCCAGCCACUCCCUGAGCAAGCAUCCCUCCAGAGAGUGGGACGACACACGGGAAACGGACAGAGAAUGGUACAAUGGUGGCAGUGGGUAUCUAUCCCGGGCUCACUCCUCUUCCUCAUUGCAGCGAUCUUGCAGUCCCACUGCAGAUGAGGGCAUUUCUUGGAAAGAUCAUAAUCACAGAUUCACACCAAUGCAGAUUGAGUUUGAGCUUUGUCACUUGUGGUGUGCUGGCUGGGGCAUGUGGUGA
This is a messenger RNA of Corythoichthys intestinalis (scribbled pipefish), 2898 nucleotides long. RefSeq lists its product as uncharacterized. NCBI's taxonomy places the organism in Eukaryota, Metazoa, Chordata, Actinopteri, Syngnathiformes, Syngnathidae. The coding region runs from base 1 to 2898 and encodes 965 amino acids. The transcript is spliced from 8 exons. The record is from RefSeq and is a predicted model, not a curated record.